This is a messenger RNA of Esox lucius (northern pike), 2495 nucleotides long. RefSeq names its product sorting nexin family member 21 (gene snx21). Gene Ontology annotation, molecular function: phosphatidylinositol phosphate binding. The coding region runs from base 272 to 1471 and encodes 399 amino acids. Gene Ontology annotation, biological process: protein transport. Lineage: Eukaryota; Metazoa; Chordata; Actinopteri; Esociformes; Esocidae. The transcript is spliced from 4 exons. Gene Ontology annotation, cellular component: early endosome membrane. The record is from RefSeq and is a predicted model, not a curated record.
UCCCAAUUCGGAGUUAUUUUGGAGUCGGGGUUUCAACCAGUAAUGAUGGCCAUUGGAUACUCCUAGUGCACGCGCUGCUUGAGAACGGCAUUCGUUUCGUCCUCUGACCCAACCCAUAUCUAAAGGACCGCAAACAGGCUGAGGGAUCUGUUGUCAGCACGGGAAAAUUAGUCGAACAAACUAUCUCAAAUAAGUUUGGGCAGACUUGGAAGUGGCACCAUGCUGGGAAAAUAAGUGUUUUUAAGGAUAAUCUAUAAUAUGGUCUGCUGGGAUGGCUUCCAAGCUCUUGGACAGACUGCGACGGACGCUGUUCAAAGAAGGUGAAGCAGUCUUCAAGGAACCAACUGAUGUUACGGAGGACAGUUUCCCAGAAAGUUCUGAGUUAGAGGAUGAUACGGAGUGUGUCUCAGAGCGGCUUGGGGGAACUCUCUGCUUUGAUGGGGAGAACGUCCUCGAAUCUGAAGACCCAGGCGAGGCCUCAGGACUGGACAGUGAUUCAGACUUCCUUGGAGAGUCCGUAGAGGAUGGAUUUGGCAGCACAGAAACCAGUCCAGUUGGCCAGUCUCUGGGAGGCUCAUCCCUGCUCACCCACCAGCUGCAGGAGAACUGGAGGAGCAUGCGAAGCCGCAGCGUGCCUGAGAAGCUGCUGUUUGAAGUGACCGACGCCAGUGUGGUGCAGGAGGGCUCGUCUAAGUACGUGCUCUACACCAUCCAUGUGAUCCAGUCUGGGAUGUUCGACAAAAGCCCUGCCGUCAUCACCCGGCGAUACAGUGACUUUGAGCGCCUGCACAACCGCCUUCGCCGCCGGCACGGCGAUGACAUGGAGCGCGUCUAUUUCCCCCGCAAGAAGCUGCGCAAGAACUUUGUGGCCGAGACCAUUGCCAAGCGUAGCCGGGCGUUUGAGCAGUACCUGACCCACAUGCACUCCCUGGCCGAGCUGCGGCGCUCACCCACCUUCCUGGAGUUCUUCUACCUGGGCGACCUGCAGGCUGGCCAGAUGCUGAUGCGUGUUGGCCAUUACCAGGAGGCCCUGGGUCCUCUGCUCAACGGCCUGAGGCUCCAGGAGAAACUAGGCUGUGAGCAGCAAGGGAAGCAGCAGCCCCAGUACCAGCAGCGUACCCACUGGCUCUUUACCCUGCUUGCCCUGGUGACCAGUUUCCAGGAGCUGGAGCAGCUGGGUGAGGCCCAGGAGCACUGUGACCGAGCCUUGAGGGACCUAGCUCCCUCGCAGGACGCCUUACUGCAGCACCGUUUCCACCCACUGCUCAUCCCUCUCCUCCAGAUCAACGUCCGACUGUCAUGGAAGAUCUCCAGGGAUAAGCGCAGGUGGGAGGUGCUGCUGCAGGAGAUCCAGAACUCUGGGGUGGAUGUAGGGAACCAGCCCAGCCUGAAGGAGUAUCUAAUGAAAGAGGCCCUGGUGGAGAGCGAGGGAGACAGUAAGGGGAAAGCGAAAGGGGAUGACACCACUUAACCCAAAGAUCACAGUUCCACCAGGUAGUUAGGAGGUAUAGCACUUUGCAUAGCUAAGUAACAAGGGAUUUGGUCUUGACUUGCAUUUUCUGUAGCACUAGAGGAGUUUGUUAGUGACUUUCUAAUGAAUCCACUCAACUGGUCAAGUCAUGCACAAUAAGCAGAAAAUAAUCACAUUUAAGAGGUAUUACUUUGGAUUGUCUUACCUUGUAAAUUCAAAACACUAAAGUUAUUUCAAGUAUUUUUUUAGGAAAUGUAUUUUUCAAAAACAGUUUAACAGCAAAUGUCAGUAUACUUUUUUAAUGUCUGACCUUUGUAUCAUUCCAUUAACAAUCUUAUUUGAGUGAUUUAAGAUUUGAGUGGAUUAAUAACUCAUGGAAUGAAGUUGAAAUGAUAGAACAAUUACUUUUCAUGAAUUUUAAAGAAACUUUAGAUUUAUUUUACAAGACACUUUGCACAAACUAUGUUCACCUAAUGAAUGGAUUAAAACAUUGUUCUACUUAUGGUUGGAUAUUAUUUUCAUGUUUACAUGUUAUAUUAGGGAAAAUGUCUUACAGCUCUUAAAAGCACUUCUACAUUUCAAAACCUUUAGCAGAGCAAUGUUAAUCACUCAUAGGGAACUGUGAUCAUUCUUAAAUCCCAGUACUUUCAAAGUUGAUAUUUUUCAGUUUUUGUGAAAUUUUCACACUAGUUUGAAAUGACACUAAUUGUGAAAAUGAUAAAGCACUUUUGUAGGAUCAGGGAAAAAGUGCCUGGGAUUUCAGCCUGUUUGGGUUGAGAUUGUACUUUUAGGAAACGAUUUGUCACACAUUUGAUAUGAUAAAAUAUCAAUGAGGUUGUGGAUUCUAGGCAAUCCCAGCUAAUCAGUUGAGUACACAGAGCUUCCCAUUUGUUUCCAGACAUUCACACAAUAAGACCAAGAAUUUCAAUGGCCAAUGAAUCCUCAGGGAAAUUAUGAAAUGUACACUACUGUUCAAAAGUUGCGGGUCACUUAGAAAUGUCCUUGUUUUCCAUGAAUACAUACC